Messenger RNA from Osmerus eperlanus (European smelt), 1902 nucleotides. It is a transcript of the gene foxf2a, whose product is annotated as forkhead box F2a. NCBI's taxonomy places the organism in Eukaryota, Metazoa, Chordata, Actinopteri, Osmeriformes, Osmeridae. Gene Ontology annotation, biological process: regulation of transcription by RNA polymerase II; animal organ morphogenesis. The coding region runs from base 369 to 1499 and encodes 376 amino acids. Gene Ontology annotation, cellular component: nucleus. The record is from RefSeq and is a predicted model, not a curated record. Gene Ontology annotation, molecular function: DNA-binding transcription factor activity, RNA polymerase II-specific; RNA polymerase II cis-regulatory region sequence-specific DNA binding. The transcript is spliced from 2 exons.
GGAUUUAGGGGGCAGAGAGAGAUUUAGGAAUUGAUAGGUGGUCGCGUUUUGUUUGGCCGACGGGAUAUGCGCUAGAAAGUCGAGGAGCUUUAUGUUUCCCUUCUUAAAGGAUUAUUAACAGCGAUGGCCAUAGAGAGAUGUAGGAGGAGCAGCGGCCGCCACGAUACACAGCUGGUUGUAUUGAUUGUAACAGCAAUAAACGCGCAGUGAAUCGCGAAGGAGCACUGACCUCUCCAAUUAACGCAUUUGAAAACAUAUUUUCAUAUCGUUUCAAGGGGUUAUGCUGAAUAACUGAACCAAGAUUGAAUAACAAAGGCAACGGUCACUUUGGCUAUCAGUUGUGUCCUUACGUUAACCAGGGGGCAAACAUGACGACGGAGAGCUCUGAACAUCUGGAUACUCUGACAUCAAGUCCAGCGACUGGUGUGAUGCAUGCUGCUUUGGUCAGCUCACAGCCACUGAUGGAAAACACGGCAAAUGCGUCCACCAAAGGAAAAAAGGGAAACUCGGGCUUGAGGCGACCCGAGAAGCCGCCUUAUUCAUACAUCGCUCUAAUUGUGAUGGCAAUUCAAAGUUCUCCGACCAAGAGGCUAACUCUGAGUGAAAUUUAUCAGUUCCUUCAGGCCCGUUUUCCGUUCUUCAGAGGAUCCUACCAGGGAUGGAAAAACUCUGUCCGCCACAACUUGUCUCUAAAUGAGUGUUUUAUUAAAUUGCCAAAGGGCCUUGGUAGACCAGGAAAGGGUCAUUACUGGACCAUUGACCCGGGUAGUGAGUUUAUGUUCGAGGAAGGCUCUUUUCGACGCAGACCCCGAGGAUUUCGCAGGAAGUGCCAGGCUCUAAAACCUAUGUAUCGGAUGAUGAAUGGCAUAGGAUUUGGUGCCUCAAUACUUCCCCAGAAUUUUGAUUUCCAAUCGCCCUCCGCCUCUUUGGCGUGUCAUGCCAACACCUACAAUUUGGAUUUGAUGGCCAGUACAGUGCCAGGGAGUUUUGAAGGGCUAAAUGGAGGGCAUCAUGUCUCACACAUGUCACCUGGCCCAGGCUCGUCCUAUAUGGCAGGUUGUCAGGUGCAACCUAACGACUACUGCCCCGAUAGCGGCAGUAGCCCUUUGCACUCCUCUUCGUCGAUGGUGGGGACCUUGGACUGUCAGUCUCCUUACGCGAGUGCCCCAUCACACUGGACAUCCCCAGGUGUAUCUUCAUACAUCAAGCAACAAUCUCUGGCCUCGAACAGUCCCACACCCUCAGCGUUGCACUCGAGCAUGACCCCAUAUUCCUUGGAACAGAGCUAUCUCCAUCACAAUGGAAGAGAUUCAGCGGAUAUGUCUGUGGGACUGUCUCGGUACUCAAGUCACUCAUCACCUGUGUGUGACAGGAAAGAUUUUGUUUUGAACUUAAAUGGGAUCUCCUCGCUUCACCCGAGCACGAGUGGAUCCUACUACCACCAGCUGCAGCACCAUCACCAGAGCGUUUACCAAGACGUCAAGCCAUGUGUCAUUUGACAUCAAACCAUCUUGGAGCAUUUAAUCUACAAAUGCGAUGAAAAAAAAAACUUUUCUACAAUGAUCCAACUUUUACACCCUGCCAAACUAUCAACCUGAAAUUGAUUUUUUUUAUUACCAGUUUGGAAUUUUGAAUGACCUUUUUCACCCUUUGAAGAGCUCCUGGCUGAAUAUGAGAAUACUAUAGUCUCAAGUCAAUCUAUUUUUAAAUACCUUGCUUAUUACACCAUGUUAGUGUUUGUCCAAGUUAUCAACAUAGACAAUCUGCAAUAUUCAAUCACGUUUACCAACAGAAGCACAGUCUCUCUGCCUUAUUCCUAUAACUAUGCACUUAUUCUUGUCCCCAAGAGUUUUCUGUUGCUGUAGCCAACAGUGAGUCAAUAAAGAGUUUUAUUUUAAACAG